AUGAACAAACAACUUCAACCACAAUACCAUGGUUCCAACGUCAACAACUACAGUUCCAACCACAACAACCACAGUUCCAACAACAACAACUACAGUUCCAGCAACCACAACUACACAUCCAACUACAACCACAACUACCAUGGUUCCAACAUCAACAACUACAGUUCCAACCACAACAACCAGAGAUCCAACAACAAAUACAGUUCCAGCAACCACAACUACAGUUUCAGCAAGCACAUCUACAGUUCCAGCAACCGCAACUACAGUUCCAACUACAACCACAACCACCAAGGUUCAAACCUCAACAACUACAUUUCCAACUACAACCUCCAUGGUUCCAACAUCAACAACUACAGUUCCAACCACAACAACCACAGUUCCAACAACAACAACUACAGUUCCAGCAACCACAACUACCGUUCCAGCAACAUCAACCACACUUCUAACCACCACAACUACAGUUCCAACCACAACAACUACAGUUCCAGCAACCACAACUACAGUUCCAGCAACCACAACUACAGUUCUAGCAACCACAACUACAGUUCCAACUACAAAUAA
Molecule: messenger RNA, 561 nt
Organism: Knipowitschia caucasica
Lineage: Eukaryota; Metazoa; Chordata; Actinopteri; Gobiiformes; Gobiidae
Source: the annotation of a GenBank genome assembly